AUGAGUCGGUUCUUCGCAACUGGAACUGACUCCGAGUCUGAAAGUUCAUCUGAAGAGGAGCAGGUAGUAAGAGCACCGGCGCCCGUUUACACGUUCAGUGAUGAUGAAGAAGAAACUAAACGUGUUGUACGUUCUAUGAAAGAGAAGAGAUAUGAAGAAUUGGAAGGAAUAAUUCAUUCAAUUCGUAACCAUCGUAAGAUCAAGGACUUCGCGUCUGCUUUAGCUUCAUUUGAAGAGCUCCAAAAGGCUUACACUCGAGCAGCACCUGUUGUCGCUAAGGAGGAGAACGGUGUUGCUCCACGGUUCUUUAUUAGAGCAUUGACAGAAUUAGAUGAUUGGGUCUCGGGAGCAUGGAAUGACCGAGACAAUAGGAAAGCUCUUUCAAAGGGUAACAGUAAAGCACUAACGUCCUUGAGACAAAAACUUCGGAAGUACAUUAAGGAGUUUGAUGCCGAAAUAUCCAAAUUCCGUGAGAAUCCAGACUUACCCGAUGACGACGACGAGCGGAAAGACACGUCUUCAUCUGACGAAUCCGAAGAUGAAGAAAAGGUUAAAGAGAAGCCAAGAGUUCGCCGUUCACCGGAGCCCCAGCGUGGGCCGCCGCCUCAAGAUGAUGACUCAUCGGACACAUUCGACUGGGGUUCUAGUUCAUCUGAUUCGAGCUCAAGUUCCGACGAUGAGACCAGGGCUGCAACAAUACGAGAGAAGUUCUUGAAGAAGACCACGGAAAGGGAUGACGAUGAGGAGAGAGACAGGCGCCGUGCUAGGCGUGAGAGACGAGAGAGGGUUGGCAAAAUUAGUAAGAAGGAUCAAGCUGAUGACGGUGGAGAAUGGGAGACAGUGAGGAAGGGCGCCGCGACAUCAGAUAAACCGAAAAUGUUCGCUAAGGAUAGCGACAUUGAUGCAGCGUUAGUAGUGAAGAAACUGGGUGAGAUCAGUGCAGCUCGUGGUCGGAAAAGAACAGACCGUAGGGCACAACUGGAACUACUUCAUGAACUCCGAACUGUGGCACAACAACACAACCUCGGUGAUGCUCUUCAGCUCAAACUGCGCGCUGCAACUGUUGCGUCACUAUUCGAUUACAACCCCAAGGUCUCUGAUGCCAUGAAACCCGAAUACUGGUCGCGCCUUGUAGAGAAUGUGGAUCAAAUGGUCACCCUCCUCCUAGCCCAUGAGGAUAUGAUGCUAAGUGAGACGAUCACUGAGGAAAAUGAACAGCUGGUUACUCCACCAUACAAAGUCAGAGGCUGCUUGCUGACAGCACUGGAGAGACUUGACGAUGAGUUCAUUAAGCUGCUUAAAGAAUGCGACCCACAUUCCAACGACUAUGUAGAGAGAUUGAAGGAUGAAGUCAGGGUGUCCGCUCUUAUUGAUCGCGUCUGCCAAGUCGUAGAACGGGAUGGAAGCCCGCAGGAAAUCUGUCGCGCAUAUUUGCGUAAAAUUGAUCAUCUUUAUUACAAAUUCGAUCCUCGUGCUAUCAAGAAAGAUCUGCCACCAGGUGAAGAAACAACUAUUAAAAAGAUGGAACGUCUGUGCAAGUAUAUUUAUGCUAACGAUGAUUCCGACCGUCUGAGAACUCGUGCGAUACUAUCGCAUAUAUACCAUCACGCCCUGCACGAUAACUGGUUCCAGGCAAGGGAUCUUCUACUUAUGUCCCAUCUUCAAGAGAACGUUCAACAUUCCGAUCCCAGCACUCAAAUAUUGUACAACCGUACGAUGGCUAAUCUUGGGUUAUGUGCUUUCCGUCGGGGUAAUGUCAAGGAAGCCCAUGGUUGUUUGGCCGAACUAAUGAUGACGGGCAAACCGAAAGAGUUACUCGCUCAGGGCUUGCUGCCACAGCGUCAACACGAGCGGUCUAAGGAACAGGAGAAAAUAGAGAAGCAGCGCCAAAUGCCGUUCCAUAUGCACAUUAAUUUGGAACUCUUGGAGUGCGUGUACUUAGUAUCGGCUAUGCUGAUUGAAAUUCCAUACAUGGCUGCUCAUGAAUUUGAUGCCCGUCGUCGUAUGAUAAGUAAGACAUUCUAUCAGAACUUGCGUGCGAGUGAAAGGCAGGCUUUGGUUGGUCCACCGGAGUCAAUGCGUGAACAUGCUGUGGCAGCCGCGAGGGCAAUGAGGAGAGGAGACUGGCGCGCCUGUCUUAACUUUAUUGUUAACGAAAAAAUGAACGCAAAGGUCUGGGAUUUGAUGGUCGGAGCUGAGAAUGUACGUGCUAUGCUCGGUAGACUGAUAAGGGAGGAGUCACUGAGAACCUAUUUGUUUACGUAUGCACAUGUGUACGCAUCGCUAUCAUUGCAUUCGCUGGCUGACAUGUUCGAACUACCAAGACAACGCGUUCAUUCUCUCGUGUCUAAAAUGAUCAUUAACGAGGAACUGCUGGCGUCACUUGACGAUCCGAGCGAAUGCGCUAUACUCCAUCGCUCUGAGCCAACCAGAAUGCAAGCGCUGGCGCUGCAACUCGCUGAUAAGGUGGGUAACCUGGUAGACUCCAACGAGCGUAUCUUCGAGAAGCAAGGCUCGUUCUUCCAGCGCGGUGGAGCGCCGCGGGGGGAAGGCAGGCAGCGGGACAGACCGCGCGAGGGCUGGGGCCGCAGGCAGCGCAACAGGCGUCGAGACGACGAGCGCGCUCACGAAGACUAA
This is a messenger RNA of Danaus chrysippus (African queen), 2637 nucleotides long. NCBI's taxonomy places the organism in Eukaryota, Metazoa, Arthropoda, Insecta, Lepidoptera, Nymphalidae. The record is from the annotation of a GenBank genome assembly.